Molecule: messenger RNA, 5587 nt
Organism: Cynoglossus semilaevis (tongue sole)
Lineage: Eukaryota; Metazoa; Chordata; Actinopteri; Pleuronectiformes; Cynoglossidae
Gene: itga9
Product: integrin, alpha 9
Exons: 29
Coding region: 1-3093 (1030 amino acids)
Biological process (GO): cell adhesion mediated by integrin; cell-cell adhesion; cell-matrix adhesion
Cellular component (GO): integrin complex; external side of plasma membrane
Molecular function (GO): integrin binding
Source: RefSeq, a predicted model, not a curated record
AUGCGCAAAGGAAUGGCUCCUCUCCGGCGGCAAAGGACAGGAGUACAACACGUUUUCUAUGUUUGUCUCUCCAUUUCAGUUGCCUUUUCUUACAACAUAGACCUAGAACAUCCUUUGGUGUUCCGUGGACCAAACUCUAGUUUCUUUGGCUACUCGGUGCUAGAGCAUUAUCAUGACAACACACGCUGGGUGAUAGUAGGAGCUCCCAGGGCGAACUCUACCUACAGUAGCUCUGUGCACUCUCCUGGAACUGUGUACAAGUGUCGAGUUCACAACAACCCAGAGCGCCGCUGCACAGAGAUGGACCUGGGAAGAGGAAACAGGCCGAGAGAAUCAUGUGGGAAGACGUGCCAGGGAGACAGGAACGAUGAAUGGAUGGGAGUCAGCCUGGCCCGACAAGACAAAGCCAACGGCAAUAUACUGGCUUGCGCUCACCGCUGGAAAAACGUGUACUACGACUCGGAGCACAUCCUUCCGCAUGGAUACUGCUCCAUCAUACCUCCAACACUUCAGGGCAGGGCCAAACCACUCAUCCCAUGUUAUGAAGACUAUAAGCAAAAGUAUGGAGAAGAGCACGGAUCGUGCCAAGCCGGGAUAGCGGGAGUUUUCACAGAGGAGCUUGUGGUCAUGGGGGCACCAGGCUCAUACUACUGGACUGGGACAAUCAAGGUGUACAACCUGACCUCAGACUCUUUCUAUGGCCCCAACAAAGACGACAUUGAUUCCCACAGAUACAGCUACCUUGGCUACGCUGUGACAGCGGGACACUUCUCCUCUCCUAAUGUAAUAGACAUAGCUGCAGGGGCCCCUCAGCACAGUGGCAGUGGAAAAGUUUACAUUUUCAAAAUCGACGGAGUGUCUUUGGUGAAGAGUUUUCAAGCCUCUGGGAAAAUGAUGGGCUCUUACUUUGGCUCCUCAUUGUGUGCAGUUGAUCUGAACAAGGACGGUCUGUCGGACCUGCUGGUGGGAGCGCCCAUGCACAGCCAGCUGCGGGACGAGGGCCAGGUGUCAGUGUUCCUCAGCAAGGGCAACGGGGUGAUGGAGGAGGCCGGCAUUUUGACUGGUGACAAUGCCUUUAACGCUCACUUUGGAGAAUGCAUUAGUGCAAUUGGAGACAUAGAUGACGAUGGUUAUCAAGAUGUAGCCAUUGGAGCACCCAAAGAGGAUGACUAUGGAGGAGCUGUUUAUAUCUACCACGGCGAUGCCACGGGAAUCAUUAGCAAGUACUCUAUGAAACUGUCCGGGCGUAGGAUAGGCCCUGGUCUGCAGAUGUUUGGCCAGUCAAUCUCUGGCAACGUGGACAUGGACAGCAAUGGAUAUGCAGAUGUUACAAUAGGAGCGUUCAUGGCAGACAGCGUUGUGUUACUGAGGUCCCGCCCUGUCAUAACGGUGGAUGCCUCCAUCUUACUCCCGGCCUCCAUCAACAUCUCAGUGCCUCAGUGCCACGAGGGCCACCAGAACCUGAACUGUUUCAACGUCACCGUCUGCAUGCGUUUCCAGGGGAGACAGCUGCCUGGGCAUAUAGAGCUGCUGUACAACCUGACAGCUGAUGCUGAUAAACGGCAGAAGAGCCAGCCCGGGCGGGUUUACUUCAUGAACGGUGGAUCUCAGAUCAGCCAGAUGAGCCAACAGCUUAGCCUGGACAUCGACAGGGAGGAGUGCCAGCUCUACACUGUUUACGUAAAGAAAGACGUAAAGGACGUGUUCGCUGCCAUCACCUUCGAAGUGACGUACAGCCUGGGGAAGCAUGUGGUGGACGGACACCAGGAGAAUGGCCUGCCCUCGCUCACUCCAGUGCUGCGAUGGAGGAAAGGAAACAAGAUUGCAGAAAGGAAUGAGACUUGGUUUGAGAAGAACUGCCUGUCAGACGACUGCGCUGCAGACCUGAGGCUCCAUGGCAAGCUGUUGCUUUCUGGGUUGUACAGCCGGCACCAUUUGGCCCUGGGGGGAAUUAGAAACGUCUCUCUGAACCUGACCAUCUCCAACAGUGGGGACGACGCCUACGACACCAACAUCUACUUCAACUUCUCCACAGAGGUUUUCUACAUCAACUUUUGGCAGAAGGAAGACAAGGGUAUUUCCUGUGAACUUGUGGAGUUGGACUUCCUAAAAUGCAGUGUGGGAUUUCCCUUCAUGAGAGCUCAGACUAAGUAUCAUUUUGCAGUCAUUUUUGACACCACUCGUCUGUCUGGGGAAAAUGACACUCUACAGUUCUUAGUGCAAGCAAAAAGUGCCAAUCCUGAACACACUCUCUCUGACAACACUUUGGAUCUGUCCAUCCCUCUGGUUCAUGAGACUGACACAACCAUUACUGGCGUGGUGACACCGACGUCCUUUGUGUAUGGAAAUUCCAUUGAUGCCUCACGUUUUGUCCAACUCGAGGACAUGGAAUGUAACUUCCAGCCCCUGAAUCUCACCUUCCAGGCCAUAAACAAGGGUCCCAGCAGGCUGCCUGGAUCCACAGUGGAUAUCAGGAUACCCAACCGCCUGGCUGGCAACGGCGCUGACAUGUUCCACAUCAUUGAAACACAGGUGGUUGAUGGACGAGGAAACUGCACGCCUCACAAGAACCCCACACCGUGCACUAUUCCCCAGGACAGAGAGAGUAUCUUCCACUCCAUAUUUGCCUUCUUCACCAAAUCAGGACGAAAAGUCUUGGACUGCGACCGGCCUGGGAGAGCCUGUAUGACAAUCUCCUGCAGCCUGGGCCCACAGCUGAAAGAUGAAGCUUUAAGCAUCGAUAUAAAACUCCUGCUCAACACUGAAAUCCUAAAGAGGGAUAGUUCCUCAGUCAUCCAGUUUGUGACAAGGGGCAGCGUGCACGUAAAUGACAAGGCAGUGGAGGUGCCAAAUGGCCUCCCAGAGGACAUUACUCUGGUGUUCGAGGCUCUGCACAGUCAGGAGCCCAGAGGUUACGUCGUGGGCUGGAUCAUUGCCAUCAGUCUGCUGGUGGGAAUCCUCAUCUUUCUGCUGUUAGCUGUGCUACUAUGGAAGAUGGGCUUCUUCCGUCGGCGCUACAGGGAGAUCAUCGAAGCAGAAAAGAACAGGAAGGACAGUGAUGAAAGCUGGGACUGGAUGGAAAAGAAUCAUUGAGACUUGCUGCGGGGGGGGGGGAUCCCAGAGGAGCCAACGAGAUGGGUAACAAGUGGGUCUCUCAGGAUCCGAUAGCACGAGGUGCCGCCGCCUGGACGCCCCAGUGGCACCAGGGCCUUCAGUCUUCCAUAUGUGGAAGAAAAAGAAUAUUCUCCAUAUUUAUUGGAGACCAGAUAUUUUUAGUGUGGGUGGGAUAGGAUGGGGGUGGGGCCAAGGAAACAGGUUUUUGAGGUGACAGUGUGGCUUGCCAGAAGACACUCACUGUGGAGUUCAGCUAAUCUCAAAGGAGGGAACUUCCAUCAGGCAGAGCUUGGCUGUCGAUGGAGACUCACAUCCGGGAGGAGACGAGGAUAUGGCGUGAAUACUGACCGCCGGACAAGGAAACCCUCAGGGCUGUGUGACAUAGUAGAUUUAUUUUUAUACAUACACUUUAAGCCAUAUUGUUUAGAAGUGGGCUUUAAAGAAGAGCUGAGGUAGUGAAGGCCAUUAAGAACAUACGUAGAGUAUGUUUACCUAAAAGCACUGAUGUCUGAUAAGAAUGACUGGCUCCGCUCCUUAGUGCGACGUUGACUGCCAAAGAGUUGACGAGUAGUAAUUUUGAUUGGAGUGAAAGAUAAGUACUUUCUCUGUAUUUCCUUGCCUGUGCAUAGCUCUUUACUCAUUUGACAAUUAGUCUGAGACGUUUCACAACCAUGAACACCCUGUGUCCUGGUGUCAUCACCCCAGAGAUCCUGACGUCCCCGUUCAGGAAACAGUGGUCGUCACUGCCGUUAAGAUGUUAACACUUCAUUUCCCAGAUUUCCUCCACUGACUGUGUCUAAUAGGUAAUGCAUGGGUUGUAAAUUAGAGCAGAAAAUGUUCCAUUUAGCAUUUCAGGCUUUACACAUUUUCACAAGCAUUCCAUUGGUCCUGGUCUCUGGUGCUUGAAGAAGAGAUUUUGACUGGUUUACAUUUGACACCCUUACACUGAGCGACGCUUUGAUGCUUUCAUUGAUGCUUUUGCCCGGCAGGAAGUGAACUGAUGCUGCUUUUGCUGUGUGUGAUUGUUUAAGGUUCACGCCCGGAUCUUUAGAUGGACAUUUAAAUUAAGGGAAUGAGUUUUAUAGGAAAUGAUUCAUUAUAGACCGAGACAUAGGAUUGUGAUUUUGCCUUUUUUCUUAGUUUUUUUUUUUGUUUUGUUUUGUUUUUUUGGGAAGCCCUUCAGACUUAUAUGGGGGGUUUGGCCUUAAAAUCAUCCCAGGAAAACUCCCAGGAAAACACUUUCUUGGAGUCUAUNUAUAUAUAUAUAUAUAUAUAUGCACACGUACUGUAUAUAAAACAAAAUACUGAGGUCCAAAUUUUCUUGGGGGUGAUGUUCUGUGGGGUUUUCAGAAAUACUUGUUCCCAAGAAAAAACAACUUUGGGGUUUAUUUUUCGAAUCAUUGUUCAGUUUUAAUCUUACUUUAAUGUGAAAUAUGAGCUUCAAUACUCCCCACAUCAGAUGGAAAUGUGGGCCGAGAGUCCAGCUACAGUCAUUUACAUGGGACGAUGUGAUGUGUGUAAUGCCCCCCAAAAUAAAAGGGAAUGUUCUACAGUCAAUCAUGACCCUUAGACGCGCUCUUAAGGGCUCAAGGGAAAAGCUCAUUUUAAGUCAACAUGAAGGAAUGUAAGUGCCCUCGGUCUCUGCCCACAACUAAAGUCCACGGCUCAUCAGUGCUCAUGUUUAACAUGUCUAUGAAAUGCUGGGUUUCAAUGUUUGGAAUUUUUGCAGAAUUCAUAUAUAUAUUCAUAUAUGUUUUUGUUGUUUUCCCCAAACUAGAGAUUAAAAAUACUUAAACAGCUGCAGAUCUGCAAAACUUAAUUGUAUUUCACUCUCCUGUUGGCAUCAAACUAAAAUAUUCAGCGCGAGUAUGAUCAUAAAAUUUUAGGGACCUGUCAUAAUCCUCAGACUAAUCUCUUCUCUUGAAAACCUUGAAACCUUCUUUGAAACUAGUUAGAAGUCAAAUAAUCUCCAACAACUUCAUAAUAUUUCAGACACUUCCCUGAUUCAAAAUUCUAAAAUUCUUCUGACUAUUUCUACCUAUUUGGCUAAUUCUAAGACAAAUGAAGAGAUUUGGAUGGUGAUUUUUGACAACAAACAAAAUGUAUAUUUAUAGGACUUCAGUGCUUAGUCACCUUUAAAUCUCCAAGGAAUUGUUAAAAAGCCCCUAUUUCACCUCUGACACUUUUCAUUUUUUUCAUUUUCGCAGAUUCACUUUAUUCCUACUGCAGCUGUUAAACCCAGAUUUAAACGUCAUGCAGACAAACUGACUUUUGACAUUUCUGGUAAAUUUAACUGUGAUGGUUAUAUUUCCUUUGUGUGCUGUCCACAAUCACCCUUUUUGUUUGUAUUUUGUUUUUGUUAUGAGUACACUACUGUCACUGAAUAUUAUUUCCAUUAUACAUAGUUUGCUGUAUGUUUCUGAAGUCAUGUUUGAGCUGUAUAUUUAUCUCUGGAUAAAUUUUUAGAGUGAAA